AUGAAUAAUUGGGCAAUAGGACGAGAUGUUAAGACAUGGACUGAUGAUGCACACAUGUUUUAUCCAGAGAGGUUUUUGAACAGCAAUGUUGACCUUCAAGGAAAUCAUUUUCAACUUAUACCAUUCGGGUCGGGUCGCAGAAAAUGUCCUGGGAUCCAAUUGGGUCUGACUAUAGUUAAAAUGAGAGCCAAAGGCAUUCUUCAUUUCUUCUCAGUGCUAACUAAGAAGUCGCCCCACACAAACAUGAUUCCUUCCACAAUAGCCAUUCCUGCUCUCUUCCUUCUCAUGUUCAUUUACAUUCUUACAAUCUUCUUGAGUCCAAAUAAACACAAGAAACGUCCUCCAGGACCUUUGGCCCUUCCUGUCAUCGGAAACACCCACCAGUUAGGCACACUACCACAUCGCAACCUUCAAUCUCUGGCCACCAAAUAUGGACCCAUCAUGUACCUACGGCUUGGACAGAUCCCAACCAUUGUGGUCUCUUCACCUGAAGCAGCCAAACUAUUCCUCAAGACCCAUGACCCUGUUUUUGCAAAUCGUCCUCAUACUCAGGCCACUGAUUACUUAUUUUACGGCUCCAAGGGUGUGGGCUUUUCUGAAUAUGGUCCAUACUGGCGUGACAUGAAGAAACUGAGCAUCCAACAUCUUUUUAAUGCUUCAAAUCAAGAGUUGUUUGGUCAUCUUUGGAGGAAGGAGUUAAGAAUGUUGGUGAAAUCACUUGAGAAUGCUGCUACCAAGGGCGUGGUUGUGGAUAUCAGUGAGAAAGUGCAUGGGCUUUUAGAAGAUAUAGUUUAUAAGAUUAUACUGGGACGCAAUAACGAUGACCAGUUUGAUCUGAAGGGGCUCGUUUCAGAAGUUUUGAGAUUGACUGGAGCAUUUAAUCUUGCAGAUCUCGUACCUUGGUUAGGAGCAUUCGAUCUCCAGGGACUAAGGCGUCGAUGUAAGGAAAUAAGCAAAGUACUUGACCAAUUGUUUGAGAAGAUAAUAAAGGAGCACGAGCAAGCUCGUAAAACCCAGACGGAUGGGAAAAAUGAAGACUUCAUAGACAUACUACUCUCGCUAAUGCAUCAACCCAUGGAUGACGAACAAACUCAUCAAAUUACUCGAGACGACAUCAAGGCCAAUAUGCUAUCUUUGAUUUCUGCGGCAUAUGACACUGCUGCUAUUAGUGUCGAGUGGAUUCUAUCUGAACUUUUGAGGAAUCCAAGGGUGAUGAAGAAUGUACAAGAUGAGCUGGAAACUGUGGUUGGAAUGAACAGAAUGGUGGAAGAGAUGGAUUUAUCAGAGUUGAAUUACUUGAACUUGGUGGUGAAGGAGAAUUUCAGACUCCAUCCUGUUACACCAUUCAUCCCUCGAGCAUCAACAAAGGAUGUUAUGGUUGGUGAAUACUACAUAGAGAAAAAGUCACGAAUCUUAGUAAACUUAUGGGCACUAGGGCGGAAUCCUCAGAUAUGGUCGGAUAAUGCUGAUGUGUUUUAUCCAGAAAGAUUUUUGAACAAUAACAUAGAUCUGCAAGGACAUGAUUUUCAAUUCCUACCAUUUGGUUCGGGACGCAGAAAAUGUCUUGGAAUGCAACUGGGUCAAACUGCAGUUCAACUGGUGAUAGCUCAACUCGCACACUGCUUCAAUUGGGAGCUUCCUUCUGGGAUGAAGCCUGAUGAUUUGGACAUGACCGAAUCAUUUGGCCUCACGUCGCCAAGAUCUAAGCAUUUGUUAGUUGAGUUAACUCGUCGCCUAUCUUCUGAGGUUUAUGAUGAAUGAAAAUGGUGUAAACUAUGAAAGAAUAUGAAGUGCAAAAGAACAUGAUAUAUAAUACUCCCCUCGACGCACCAAUUCAAGGAUGAUGAAACAAAACCAUGGGAUUAGUUGAGAUUACAUCAAGGUUAAUUACUGUACUAUGACUAAUAUUGGAGCAUAUGAAGCCACUGCUCUGUUGAAGACUGUGGUUUUUAUUUGAACUGUUAUAUACAGUGAAUGAUAUUUGUAUCUAAAUAAUACUUCUGUUUGUUGGUUGAUA
Messenger RNA from Neltuma alba, 2017 nucleotides. RefSeq names its product cytochrome P450 CYP736A12. Bases 1 to 1761 code for a protein of 586 amino acids. The record is from RefSeq and is a predicted model, not a curated record. Lineage: Eukaryota; Viridiplantae; Streptophyta; Magnoliopsida; Fabales; Fabaceae. Gene Ontology annotation, molecular function: iron ion binding; oxidoreductase activity, acting on paired donors, with incorporation or reduction of molecular oxygen; heme binding. The transcript is spliced from 5 exons.